Messenger RNA from Polyodon spathula (Mississippi paddlefish), 1949 nucleotides. RefSeq names its product homeobox protein OTX1 B-like. Gene Ontology annotation, molecular function: DNA-binding transcription factor activity, RNA polymerase II-specific; RNA polymerase II cis-regulatory region sequence-specific DNA binding. The transcript is spliced from 5 exons. Lineage: Eukaryota; Metazoa; Chordata; Actinopteri; Acipenseriformes; Polyodontidae. Bases 247 to 1206 code for a protein of 319 amino acids. The record is from RefSeq and is a predicted model, not a curated record. Gene Ontology annotation, cellular component: nucleus. Gene Ontology annotation, biological process: multicellular organism development; regulation of transcription by RNA polymerase II.
AGAAGGUAAUCAAUCUUCAUCAGUCUACAUUAGGAAUCACCUUAACAACUGCGCAAGACAGUUACCAAGCAAGACUUGUACAAUCCGUGGAUCUUUUGAGCGGAAAUAAGGAGUUUAUUUCGAUUGAACGCUGAAAAAAAGUUUACUUGAAGAAACUCACUGACGGAAUUAAUACCGAAGGAAGAUUGGGGGGUGGGAACCCUUAAAUCAAAACAGCAGAGUCCGUGGAAACGUUAAGCUUUUAGCAUGAUGUCAUACCUCAAACAGCCCCCUUACGGAAUGAACGGACUGGGGCUAAGCGGUGCCAUGGACCUACUGCACCCUUCUGUCGGAUACCCUGCGACUCCAAGGAAACAGCGGCGGGAGAGGACAACUUUCACGCGUUCCCAGCUCGACAUUCUGGAAUCGCUUUUUGGCAAAACACGAUACCCGGACAUAUUCAUGAGGGAGGAAGUCGCUUUAAAAAUCAAUUUGCCGGAAUCGAGAGUUCAGGUAUGGUUCAAAAACCGUCGUGCAAAAUGCCGCCAGCAGCAACAGAGUGGAAAUGGCGUGAAGGCCAGGCCAGCCAAGAAGAAAGCGUCCCCCACCAGGGAGAGCACUGGCUCGGACACCAGCGGCCAGUUUACCCCUCCGACCGUGUCCAGCUCAGGGUCGUCUUCCUCGUCCAGCUCCACCUCGAGUAAUACUGGGAUCAGCAACACCUCUACCUCCAUCAGCAACCCUGUGUCGUCCAUCUGGAGCCCAGCUUCCAUCUCUCCUGGUUCAGCACCACCUGUUGCUAUCCCUGACCCUCUUCCUCCCACCAGCACCUCCUGCAUGCAGCGGUCAGUCUCCAGUACAUCCGCAGCCUCCUACCCCAUGACCUACAGCCAGACCACUGGGUACAGCCAGGGCUACCCAGCCCCUUCCAGUUCCUACUUCAGUGAUUGCAGCUCCUACCUGACUCCCAUGCACUCACACCACCAUCCCCACCAACUGAGCCCCAUGGCGCCUUCCUCGAUGUCUGGACAUCCCCACCAUCACUUGAGCCAGUCCUCAGGCCACCAUCACCAUCAUCACCAUCAGGGUUACACAGGAGCUGGAUUAGCCUUCAACUCCUCAGAUUGCCUGGAUUACAAAGACCAAUCCUCUUGGAAACUCAACUUCAACACAUCAGACUGCUUGGACUACAAAGAUCAGGCAUCCUGGAGGUUUCAAGUCUUGUGAAUAAACGAAACCACCAACAAAUAUCUUCAUUUGUUUCAAUAAAGCUUUUAUGAACUUAAUUGUCUAAUAGAGUUAGAGACAUACAAAAGUUUUCAUCCCUUGAAAAAUUAACCAAAAGUCCUUCUCAUUCUCCUGUGGACAGAAGUUGCCCCAGCAUUGACCACCAAAUAUUUUCUCCACUCUGUGCAGGUGUGAUUUUGUUUUUUUAAAUGAAAUGAUUUUCAUUUUUUUUUUUUUUUUUAACAAAGUGUGGAUCACAGAAUACCGGACAAAAGUUUUAACAAAAGGAACGUUUUAUUGUAAGGUUUUGUUUUUACAGGUUUAACCAAACUACAAAGCGCAAAUUAUUUCCAAGACCUGCUUAGGCCUGCUGUUGCAGCAGGGUUGAGGGGAGAUUUGCUGCAAGAAACUUUGAAACGUGACAGAUUGACAAGUCAAUACAAAUUGUGUGUAGACUUUUUUAAAAUUUUCACUGUUAUUUUGAGGAUGGGAUGGGGGGUGGGGGUGGGGAGAGUCGGCUGCAUGAAGGAGCUGGACAUUUGUAAAUAUAAUUAGGUCAGUUACAGUGACCACAUUUGUUUGUUACUGGAUUGCAUUUUUUUUUUAAAUUAUAACAAACCAUAAUGUCUAAAACACUGUAAAUGUCCUGUAGAACAUCAUUUAAUGUCAACAACACUCCUAGUAGUAAAAUCUUAAGAGAAAUGUUUGAAUUCUUACUUUACUUUGCGCCCCCCCCACCCCCC